Molecule: messenger RNA, 2822 nt
Organism: Pocillopora damicornis (cauliflower coral)
Lineage: Eukaryota; Metazoa; Cnidaria; Anthozoa; Scleractinia; Pocilloporidae
Source: RefSeq, a predicted model, not a curated record
AGAAAGGCUUAAUAACUGGCUUUGUUCCAAAGAGAUAACUCAGUUUAAACUGAAAUCAAGUUACCUUCUACUUUCUACGAAUCUUUCGUUUCAAGGAAAUCUCAAGGUGAAUGCAAAGAUACUGAUUCUUUGAUAUGAUGUAACGAAACUUGUCUGUCGCCUAUUCAGCAAAGUUUGUGCAGCAUCAAGAAAAGGUAAUAACCCAGUCUGACGUUCGUGACAGAGGGGAUUAAUCCUUCCUCCACUCCAACGGGUCUGUUAAUUAACGAGCCAUUGACUAACGGAGAUGGCGCCACGUAACGCAAAUGACGCCAAAUAUUUCUUCAUAGUGAGCCAAUACAGCCGCGGUAAACUGGUUAUUAAUAUUCGUAAAGGCAUUAAAAGCGGAGUUCUUGAGAUCGUGAAACCAGAACGUGGGCGGUCAAGUCAGUUGUGGAGAUGGGAUGAGAGUUGCCGGCUGGUCAGCAAACUGGGCCUUGUGGCAGAUAUCAAAGAUGAGAGUAAGAAGGAGGAAGCCGUCUGUCACGCCUGGAAAGCUCACGAUGGCCUCAGCCAAAAGUGGCGAGUCGAAAGAGGGGCCAUUAAGAGUAAUCUGAGUCAUCUUGUUAUCGAUUGCUCACCUCCCAGAUGUAAUAUUUUAAUGAGAAGCUUCGAUGAAUCCAAGGAACACCAAAAAUGGCAUUUUGUUCCAGAAAAGGCAUGGGACGAUUUUCAACUUUCACUGACAGAGCCAAACCCCCUUAAAAAGGCACUGUUCUGGAAAAAUAUGGUUGAAAAUUAUCUUGACGUCAUCAUGGGAUACAGUAUUACAGAGUUUGAGGCCAGAGUCCAAAAAGCUUUUAAAGUCAUAGAUGAAUGUACCAGCAGACUAGAAGAGGUAACAAAGGGUACUGGUAUCGCAAGAAAGGUCGGUGGAGGUGUGUCAGCCGUGGGAGGUUUAGUUUCUGUGGUUUGUCUUUCGCUGGCUCCAUUUACAGGCGGAGCCACCUUGCCCUUUGCUGCAGGAGGAGCUGUCGGUAUGUUCACAGGAGCAGCUGCAUCAUUUACAACCAACGUGGUGCACGGCCAACUGGACGAGCAGAGCAGAAGAAAAGUGAAUGAAGCCACAGCAUCACUCUUCUGCGCCACUUACCUCUUCCACUCGCUGUUGGGUGAGUGUAGUAAAUACCUGCAAGAAGCGGAUGAAUACUUAGAAAGGCUGAAGCAUGAAACGAGCACAGAAUCCUAUUCCAAGGAUAUCGCGACCGGCCAAGCCGAGGAAAUAAAAAGGCUGGUCGCGUGUACUCUCUCAGUCGAAGGCGAAACCCUUUCAACGGCUGGAUUAACUGGUACAAUGGCUCUUUCCCGAGCGAUGGCUGGUUUUGGAGUGCUGGCCGGCAUCGUGAAUAUAUAUUCAGGAGCUAAGACGAUCGCCAGCAGCGAAGAACUAGCAAAGGAAUUCCGUCAGUCUUCUGAAUGUCUGAAAAGAGAGGCUGAUAGACUCAUACGCCUAUACAAGGAACUCCACCAAGACAAACAGAGUAGAAAGUAGUGCAGUCUCAACCAAGAAUUCCAUCAAAAUGAAGAGGGCGAGGAGUCAUGUUUUAACUACGGAAAGUUAGCUUAGACUUAUGUAAUCGCUCGAGAAUGCUUAUGUUCAUAUUACAGAUAAUGAUAACUGCAAACGUAGUCAUGAUGUAAAACUACCAAAAUAUAGUUGUGUUGUAAGCUUCCGGAAUGUUCUCGAGUACUUUGCAAAUUAAUGUAAGGACUUAGUCGUAAAGUAAUAGUUUCUGUUGUCGGGAGUGACCGACUAUUUAGAAACCUAUACCAAGAAUGAGCUACAGUUCAUUUCGAGGAGAUUUGGAGAUAACUGUGAGAUUGUGUGAGAGGUGAGCUAAGAUAUAGCAAGAGUUUCAACGCAGCAAAAAAAUCCUAGAAAAUCUCUUGGAUGAAAGGGUUCGAAUUAACUUUGUCAGUAGUUUUGUUUUCUUUUUUUAGGAUUGAUUAAGAGCUUAGAUUCAUUUCUCGACAGUAUGGUUUUUUCAUGGAGAAGUAGGACUUUUAAGCUUAUCUGGUAAAUUGUCCUGAAUUCCGGCUUAGAAAUUGAUUGUUUGCUUGUGGUGUGUAAAAAGAAACUAUUGUGUAGACUCUUUUCGCUGUGUGUAUUCUAGCUGCAAGAAAGCGAAUUGAUUCAUCGGCAUCAGAUCAACUGAAGCAACCAACCUCAAUUAACUUAGUAAGUACAGUAGGUAGGUAAACUUUUUCUAACGAGAAUAACAUGUACAGUAGACGAGGGUCUGAGAUGAGGGGGAGGGGAAUCCUUGUGUCGGUUGUCGGUUAGAAUUUCAUCACUUAGUCUUAGCUUUUCGUCGGUAGUCGUUAGAUGUCCGUUAACGAUUUAAAAUGCAGCUUAAUCAUUAACAUUUACUGGGUAGUUAGUGGGAUCGAGUACCAGACGCUAUUCUGGAAACGAGCCCGCGCUCCUAACUAGCCAUAAAGUAAGUUUCAUGACUGGAAUUCUAUAAUUAACUGAGCUAGAAUGCUCUUCUUUCUGAAUACAAAUAUCGAUAAUAUCGGACCAUGUCGGUUAGUACUUACUUGUUGAUAAUUGGUAGCUUUUCCAAGUUGGCUUUUGCAUAAUUGUCAGUAGUCAGUCAUAUUUUCGCCCUUUUUCGCCAGUGUGUUUUACCAUAUUUAGACCCUAUUAGACAGUAAUCAAAGUGAUGAACUCAUGACCCUCAGAAUAACUGGAAAUCGAAAUAAAAUAGCAACAGUAAUUGUAAGACUGAAGACUUGAGAUCAGUUAGUUGGACUUUUAAAUAAACGAUUGUGUACAUACA